Molecule: messenger RNA, 4747 nt
Organism: Schistocerca nitens (vagrant locust)
Lineage: Eukaryota; Metazoa; Arthropoda; Insecta; Orthoptera; Acrididae
Product: insulin-like growth factor-binding protein complex acid labile subunit
Exons: 7
Coding region: 240-1418 (392 amino acids)
Molecular function (GO): protein binding
Source: RefSeq, a predicted model, not a curated record
GGGAGAAGCAGCCGAGGAGCGCAGUCCAGGCUGGUAACGGGUAGUUUUCGCAAAGUGAGGAGCCGAAGGCAGCAGUGCUUGGAGAGACCGACACGCCGUGCGGAUCAGCGCGACGUUUCUUCCGCGUCGUCGUUCGCUCUUCUUCGCCAGGACAGGGCAGAAGGCAAAAGCUCGAACGCUUUGCCAUGAAGUGACGGCCAACAAACCACUGCCUGGAGUCGACCAGUAGAUGCUGUGUCAUGCGGCGGGCGCGGCUGCUGUUGGCGGCGGCGGUGGCGGUCGCGGGGGCGUGGCUGGCGGCCGCGUGUCCUCCGGAGUGCAUCUGCCUCUCGCAGACACAGGUGCUGUGCAACACGGGCGGCCUGACGGAGAUCCCGGUGAAGGCGCUGCCGGAGACGGUGGAGCAGCUGUCGCUGUCCAAGAACCACUUCCCAGUGAUCCGCAGCGACGCCUUCUCCGGGCUACGCUCGCUGCGCAAGCUGUCUCUCGAUGGCAAUAAUAUCUCCGUCAUCAAGCCGUUCGCCUUCCGCGGCCUGCCGCGCCUGCGUGAGCUCUCCAUCCAGCACACGCCUCUGACGACGGUGGCGCAGUUCGCGUUCGCGGGCCUGCAGAACCUGACGGCCAUCCUGCUGGCGCACAACCGCAUCACCCGCGUCGAGGGCUACGCGUUCGCAGGGACCUCCAGCGUGCGCCUGCUGCUGCUCACCAACAACCCCAUGCAGAAGGUAGAGACAUCGGCGUUCUCCGGCAUGACGAACGUGGAGCGCCUCAUCUUCCCGUCGGGCAUCCGCAACGUGGAGGUGGACGCCUUCAACGGGCUGGACACGGUGGGCGUGAUCAAGAUGGCGUUCAUGGACCUGAAGUCGCUGCGCGCGCACACGUUCCGCGGCCUGAGCCACGUGCACGUGCUGUCCAUCCAGGAGAGCGACCUGGGCGUCAUCCGCGCCGGCUGCCUCGAGGGCCUGACGCACGUGGGCACGCUCAACGUCGUCAACAACAAGAUCGACGCCGUGCAGCAGCUCGCCAUCCGGCCGGCCAACCGCAUCCGCGCGCUCCGCUUCCUCGGCAACCACCUGCUCGAGACGCCGCGACCCGGCGCGCUCAUCAUUCAGGGCGUGGACACGAUGGCUGUGCACGGCAACCACUUCCCGUGCGACUGCCACGUCCACACACUGCUGGAGAGCGCGCUGGCCAACGGCAGCGCCGAGUUCCGCGCGCGCAACUUCUGCAUCUCGCCGCUCGAGAUGAACGGCAAGCCCAUCGCCGAGCUGGACCUGGAGGCUAUCGGUCGCUGCCAGGAGCAAGUGACGCGCGGCAACCUGGAGGCGCCGCUUGGAGCCGGCGCCGCGACGCCCCCGCGCCGGCUCACGUUGCUGCUCGCCGCCGCCGCCGCCGCCGCCUCCCGCCUCGGCAGCUGAAGGCCCCGACUCACAUCUCGAGCGGCGAUCACCCCUCCGCCACACUGCCACCAGCUGUAUACUACAUCCCAAACCUACCAACACUGCUAUACACCGUCAAAAACAUCACUUCUUGUUUACCAUUAUCUUCCAAAUUCUUUCAUUCCCAAUAUUUCAUAGACCUUUACGUCAACUCUAGAACAUCUAAACACUUUCAAAUUCUUACGUCCCCUUGGAACAUUCAACGGACGUUUUUCCGAGAGCUAAAGACCUGAUGUUAGGAUCAAGUAUACUCUAGUAAGCUUCGUUGUCAUCAAUUCUGACGCGACAGAAAGAUAAAAAAAUCGAGGUUAUAUAUUUCGAAUGAGGCACAGUGAGACUUUAGUACCGUGAAAUGUUAGUAUGCAUUGUUGCGUUUGGUGAAGCGACGUUACUAUAAAUGAUUAAGGCCUAGCAGAUAACAUUUACCCUCGUUAUAGUAAGAUGUUACAAAUUUGUGCAGUGGUCUGUUAUUACCUCUAAAUUCUAAUCAUUCAAGGAUAUCUGUAACACGUAACAGGGUGGACUGUUUAUAAAGUAAAACUUCUUGACUGACGAAGGAACCUCAUAGAAUGGACCCCAACGAAUAGCUUCGGACUUAUAGAAUUUGAAAAUCACUGACCAACAUCAGUUUCUUCAAGCAGUAAAACAUGCUUUUAAAAAACGCUCUUAAGAAUCGUCAACUAUGAAAAUUUCCAAUAGCUGUUAAGAAAAAAAUUUGGAGUUGUUUAACAGAGCUGUUCGCUUCUUCAUGUGUAACUGUCUAGUCUUGUAAGCGGGAUGUUUGUCGUUCAAUUCCCGUGAUGCGUAAUAUUUAACUUUUCACUUUUAUUUGGAUCGUAUAUUUAUUAUCAAAUCGAAAUUUGAGUUAACAAAUAUUGAAUAGCAAGUCAUUUAAUAAAAAUAAUAUUUCAUUUUUAAUUUUUAAUUAUAGCAUAAUGUUAUCAUUUACAAUAAAUUAAAAUUUGGUAUAAAAGAUGUAAAUGUCUUAUUUGUUAUGAAUACUCGAUUUAGCAUUCAAUUUACAAUUGAAAAUAAAAGUUAUUCUUUUUAUUAGGCGACUAUGGUUCUAUAUUUGUUUAUUAAAAUUUCGAUUUGGUAAUAAAUAUAGAAUCCAAAAGCAAAAUAAGAGAACGUAUAACAAGAGUCGAAAUCAGCAACCUCACGGUUGCGUGCUUGACGUAAUACCCACACAGUUACAAGUGGAUAUGAUAGUUACGAAGUUUGCUGUCCCUAACACUGCUCACAAAAAAAGUCAAAAUUUCUUUUUCUUGGUGUUUUUGAACAGUGCGUUGUACUGCUACAGCUGAUUUGCGGUCACGUAUCUGCAAAUCACGUAAGUAUGAGGUAAAUUUUAAACUGCUAGUUCGUAAGCCCUCCUGCAUAGAUACAAAUCCAUAUUGACAGUACUCCAGAGUCAAAGUUGUCCAUAAUAUCAUGUGUUCGAUUUCUCCCUAACAAUCUGUAUACGGUAAUAUUAAUUUGUUCUUUUUCUGUCUUAAGUGCACUGUAAUUUCACUGAGUGCUACACCUGGUGUGUUCGGUUUUCAUCGAAAAGCUUCAGCGGUAGCUAUGUAACUGAUGAAUAUAUUUUACUUCUUAUAGAUUAAAAACAAUUUUUACUUAUCAAUUUUUCCGCCUCUAAUAAUCAAAAAGUAGAAACGUUUUAUGUGUGAAACAUUUGCUGACGGAAAAUAGUUUGUCCAUAGAAGCAAAAUGCAUUUGUUGUAACGCUCUCCUGCACUUCGGUACACUGAAGACAGAAGAAAGUGAUAAUAAACAACUACGGAACAUGGACACCCGAACAUAUGGUCUGUUUUCACUUUUUGUAUGGAAAAUAACUUUUUUGUGGUGCAAUAACAUGCCUAUGUUGACGUUCUCCGAAGAUAACAGCAUGGUUCGUAUGCAAAACUACCUUCUCUAAAAUCCCUAAACGAAAAUUUCUGCUCACCUCAGGAUAACGAAUAUGUGAAAAUAAUACUUGAAGUAUUCAUAAUUUCAAUAUAAACUCAAAGGAAGGGUGACAUAAUAGCUUACAUUUACGUACAGUUGACGGCAGUUUAUGUCGAAAGGCUUCAUACUUUUUACAGUGUUUCAGGUAGGAAGUAAAGUUAAGGUUGCUAAAUGUGUGCAACUCAUGUUUUAAUUCUCCAGCUCCCAAACGUCGAGGCUAAAUUCUUCCUCAAAGGAACUAUCUGGCAACAGCAUGACGUGUCGGACCACAACAGUCACUGCAGUUUCUGUUACCGGAAUGGAAUUGUUUGAAUUGUAGAACUGUGCUGGAGCCAUUUCUUGUGGGUUGCUGGCGACGGAAUCUCUGUUUAUGUUAUGUGUGUGAAGACUGAGAAACCCCAAAACUACUGUGCCAAAAAUCUCACACGCUUUUUUAUUUGGUGCCUGUAGCAAACUGGAAGGUACGAAAUAAUCUGAAAAACAAACAAUAUUUGUUAUUUUUCUCAUGACGAAAUGUAUUUGGCUGAAAUAUGAACGGUACCUUAGAUCAAACUCAUAAGCUCUGUUUGGAUUUGUUUAUCGGAAUUGUUCAGGUUUAAAGAGAGAAAGUGUAAUUUUCAUACUGUUACAACAACUGCAGUCAGCAUGCAACCGCUGAACCAUGAGAGCUUAGCAAACAUACACGAAGAAUACUCAGAAUGAAUGUGUCUGAUUCAUUUUACAAACAUUUUUAAUUGCGAAGAAGAUGAUGAUGUGCACCCACUGUUUUCCUUUAUAUUUAAUGCACUUUGUGACACCUAUUCGUUGAAAUUACGCAUGAAAUUUUCAAGGCAUGGAAAAUAAUAUGGGCUUGAUAUUCAUAGCAGGUGAAAGAAUAACAAUACACUUCCUAUAUGUGUUUAACUAAGAAUAGUAUGUGAAUAUUAACAGACAGUUUUGUGUUAGUGAUGUACAGUCUCAAAAAACUAAAGUGCUUUUCUUUCAGCUGGAGUACUUUACAUUGAGGAAGCGUUGUUUUAAGGAAAUAAGGUUUUAUCAUCAGAUGUUAUUCCACGAGUAAUUGUUCCAGUUUUUCAGAACUCUUCUAAAGUCUCUUCCUUACAUGAAACAAUACAUACUACCUUUACUUAUUGCUUUGCGCAGCAUCUGAGGGAAUCUGUAAAUGUGUCGUGAGACUGUCUGUGGCUAAAAACUGAUGCUUUUGUAUUCCGUCUCUGUGACACAAUGAACCAAUUAAACGACAAGUGGUAGUGAGUGUCUCUGCAUACAUGGACGCAGAAUCCCAAGUAAAAAAAUGAAACAUAAGAUAAGACUAACAACAUGAAGUCAUUUAAUAAAUGAACAUCAGUCUCGUUUGA